This is a messenger RNA of Paraphaeosphaeria sporulosa, 738 nucleotides long. RefSeq lists its product as uncharacterized. The record is from RefSeq and is a predicted model, not a curated record. Lineage: Eukaryota; Fungi; Ascomycota; Dothideomycetes; Pleosporales; Didymosphaeriaceae. The transcript has 4 exons. Bases 1 to 738 code for a protein of 245 amino acids.
AUGCUUUCGAAUUCGCGGCGAAGGGCUCCAGCACCCCCUCCAAUACAUAUUCCCGAAGUCAGGCACAGUCGGGAUGGUGGAGAGAAGCUUCAGAUUGUCACCCCAGCGAUAACGCCAGCACCGCCUACGUCUCCUCUCUCGAAGGCAAUUCCAGCUGUUGGGCCAUUUCCUCAAUCGACGACCACUUUGCCCACAAAACAAUCCACGUCCCUCAGACCAUCGUCUCCUACCUCACAAACAGCGAUAGUAGCUAGUACUACGAGGCGAUUGUCUACGUUCACAACAACUUCGAACCCACGAUCCCCUACCAGAACAUCUUUCGUAACCAUAACCCAAACCCAAACCCAAAGUCUUUUCUCCCCUAAAGAUGAAGGCGAAAAGUCUCCAAAGGACACAAGCACAAUCUUGGUAUCUGUAUCUGGGGCCCUACAAUUCGUCACGGUUACCGCUAGACCUACUGGAUCAACAGGAACGACAUUGCCAUUAACAGGCACGACACAGAACGUCACAGGUGGUGCGAAUCUGCUUCCACCAGGUGCUAUCGCUCCGCUGGUCGGCUUAAGCGUUAUUGCUGGUGUUUCCACGAUUUUCACGAUAAUUGUCGUUCUUUGGAGACGCAGGAAGAAGAAAUUAGAGAAGAAAGCGGGGGACCUAAAGCAUGCCAAAUUGGAGGGAAUCGAUGACGGGUUCAGAGCAAUACACGAAACACCGCCCAUCCUUUCAAGAAGAAAAAUAUAG